UUUCUCUUUCGUUUUCCUGGAAAACCAAAAGCGAAAGCAAAGGAAAAAGAAGAAAAAAAUUCACAAAAACAGAUACUAUUAUUCCUUCCUUAUUAUCACGAUCAUCAAACCCUUUCCAAUAAAUCUUCCAUUGCUUUUCAUCAUCAAAUGCAUUUCCUUCAUUGCUAGAUUUCACAAACAUUUUUCGUUCCUUCUUCGUUCUUCCAAAAUGGCGAGUAAUGAUAAUUUCAACCGUUCAGACUCUUCAUUUAGUGAUAAUUCAGUUUAUUUGGACGCUCAAGAUCGUUCCGUUCAUGAUGCUUCUUCUUCAGGACGUAUUAACAGGGAUUCAUCAUCAAGUGUAUCGCAAAAUGUGGAAGAAUAUGGAGCUUUGGGUGUUGUACCUGAAGGUGAAUCGUCCAAGAAUGAUGCUAUAGUUGGAAAGCAAAGACUGCACAGUCGAUUAUGGGCUAGGUUCUUUGAUGAGAAUGUUCCUCUCAGGAAAAGGCUGAGAUGGCUAAAAAAUGCUUUCAUGGUGAAGGAUGACGGUACUGUAGAAAUUGAUGUUCCAGGAAAUAUUAAACCUCUCGCUCUAGAAAAUGGAACUGGAGUUAUUGAUCCUAGCGAUGAAUCUUGCAACGAAACAAUCAAUGAGGAUAUUGAACCUAUUCGACCGCAACAAAUUGCAAUGCUUAUAGUUGGCACACGGGGAGAUGUCCAGCCAUUUGUUGCCAUUGGGAAGCGUCUGCAGGCAGAUGGCCACAGGGUUAGGCUAGCUACACAUAAAAAUUUUGAAGACUUUGUCUUGUCGGCGGGCUUGGAGUUUUACCCUUUAGGUGGAGAUCCCAAAGUUCUUGCUGAGUAUAUGGUCAAGAAUAAAGGCUUCUUGCCAUCAGGACCUUCAGAAAUACAUUUACAAAGAAGUCAAAUCAGGGCUAUUAUUCACUCUUUGCUUCCUGCAUGCAACAGCCGGUACCCAGAAUCUAAUGAACCAUUUAAAGCAGAUGCAAUAAUUGCAAACCCUCCAGCAUAUGGCCAUACUCAUGUUGCAGAGUAUCUAAAUGUUCCGCUGCACAUAUUCUUCACAAUGCCGUGGACGCCUACUAGUGAUUUUCCCCAUCCUCUUUCCCGUGUUAGACAGCCAAUUGGAUACAGACUGUCAUAUCAAAUAGUUGAUGCUUUAAUCUGGCUUGGAAUACGAGAUUUGAUAAAUGAAUUUAGGAAGAAGAAGCUGAAGUUAAGAGCUGUUACUUAUCUACGCGGAUCUUACACCUUCCCUCCUGAUAUGCCCUAUGGUUAUAUUUGGAGCCCCCACUUGGUCCCUAAACCAAAAGAUUGGGGACCUAACAUUGACAUUGUUGGCUUUUGUUUCCUCGACCUUGCUUCAAAUUAUGAACCACCAAAAUCGCUAGUAGAUUGGCUUGAAGAAGGAGAAAACCCUAUCUAUGUUGGAUUUGGUAGUCUCCCUCUACAGGAACCAGAGAAAAUGACAAGAAUCAUAGUUCAAGCUCUGGAACAAACAGGGCAGAGAGGUAUCAUCAACAAAGGGUGGGGUGGUCUUGGGAAUUUGGCAGAACUAAAUACAUCUAAAUCUGUGUACUUACUGGACAACUGCCCGCAUGAUUGGCUGUUUCCACGAUGCGCUGCUGUGGUUCAUCAUGGAGGCGCUGGAACAACUGCUGCCGGUCUUAGAGCUGAAUGCCCUACCACUGUUGUACCAUUCUUUGGGGACCAGCCAUUUUGGGGAGAGCGGGUGCAUGCCAGAGGAGUGGGCCCUGCACCCAUCCGGGUAGAGGAGUUUACGUUGGAAAGGCUGGUUGAUGCCAUACGCUUUAUGCUGAAUCCAGAGGUGAAAAAGCGUGCUGUUGAACUUGCUAACGCCAUGAAAAAUGAAGAUGGGGUAGCAGGAGCAGUUAACGCCUUCUAUAAACAUUAUCCGCGCGAAAAACCUGAUACUGAGGCUGAGCCCAGGCCAGUACCCUCAGUACAUAAACAUUUAUCUAUACGAGGAUGCUUUGGCUGCUACCAUUCUUCUGCAUAAUGGCUUCUUGUCCAUACAACACAUUCCUGUAUGCAAUCAUGUUAAUUCUUCUUUAGUCUAGUUCUGCUAUAUCAGAUAUUGUGACUGAAAUGUAAAUUGUCGUGGUGAUUUUGUUGAGCUUCUCCGGAAAUAGUUCAGAAUGGUCAUAACUGAUGAUAUUCUUCAUUGGAAUCUUUUAUGAAAAGAAACAUGCUUACUUCACA
Messenger RNA from Medicago truncatula (barrel medic), 2223 nucleotides. RefSeq names its product sterol 3-beta-glucosyltransferase UGT80A2. Gene Ontology annotation, biological process: carbohydrate metabolic process. The coding region runs from base 209 to 2020 and encodes 603 amino acids. Lineage: Eukaryota; Viridiplantae; Streptophyta; Magnoliopsida; Fabales; Fabaceae. The record is from RefSeq and is a predicted model, not a curated record. Gene Ontology annotation, molecular function: UDP-glycosyltransferase activity; hexosyltransferase activity. The transcript is spliced from 14 exons.